Molecule: messenger RNA, 1791 nt
Organism: Ilyonectria robusta
Lineage: Eukaryota; Fungi; Ascomycota; Sordariomycetes; Hypocreales; Nectriaceae
Product: methylmalonate-semialdehyde dehydrogenase
Exons: 9
Coding region: 188-1762 (524 amino acids)
Biological process (GO): L-valine catabolic process; thymine catabolic process
Cellular component (GO): mitochondrion
Molecular function (GO): methylmalonate-semialdehyde dehydrogenase (acylating, NAD+) activity; malonate-semialdehyde dehydrogenase (acetylating, [NAD(P)+]) activity
Source: RefSeq, a predicted model, not a curated record
GCACAGAGUGCCAUCUUAGCUGUGCCAAACCUUCACUCCAGAACACACUCCACCAUCCGGGACCUGAAUGGGCCUGUCCUUGAUUCUGAAUCAGAAAGUGUAGGAUUAAACAGGUCAACCGGGAUACUGAGCACGGGUCAGGAGCGUGGCUUGAAAUCCCCUCAAAGCUGCUAGUUCAGUUCAGGUCAUGGCCGGCCACCCAAUCCACAGCCCCAUUGUCGGCGGCAGCGGAAGCAGUUUUGCUGGUGACAAUAGCGGUCCAUUUUCGAACCAUGGCUACACCGAGAGCACGUUCUCGGAUUUAAGCGGGGUUUUUAAUCUCGAUCCCAGUGUCUCGCAUAAUUUCGUCAACAACUCGCUCAUCUUGUCAAAAUCCCGCGCGUGGACCAAAGUUCACGACCCAGCUACCCAAGCCUUUUUAACCAGAGUGCCUGAAUCUACAGUUCUAGAGGUGCAGCAUGCGGUUGCUGUGGCGUCUUCAGCACAGCCCAGCUGGGCCUCAACCUCUUUCCAAACUCGACGACUAAAACUGUUAGACUUGGUCAACGUUUUGUACCAAAAUGGCCCUCGCAUCAUUAAUUGCAUCAUCGAGGAAGGUGGCAAGACUAUGCAGGAUGCAAAGACAGAAUUCGACAAGGGUAUUGACGCGAUCCUCACGGCCACCGCAAUUGGUAGCGAGAUGAUGGGAACUUACUCUUCGAAUCACCCAGUCAGGGUACACACGUUCCACGAACCUGUCGGUGUGUGUGUGUCUAUAACGCCUUACAACUUCCCGUUCAUGAUACCACUAUGGUCUGUUCCGCUAGCUAUCAUGACGGGAAACACCGUUGUCCUAAAACCGUCCGAAAGAACACCCACCGCUGCCAUGAUCUUGGCAGAGAGUUUUCUCCAAGCUGACUUCCCUCCCGGUGUCUUCAAUGUUGUUCAUGGGGGAGCCAGUGCCGUCAAUGUUCUUUUAUCCCAACCAGCAGUUAUGGCAGUCAGCUUCGUAGGAUCUGACAUUGCUGGAGAACGUGUGUGUGAACAUGCCAGAGCAAACAGAAAACGGGUGCAAGUUGAGACUAGCGGCAAAAACCACGGCGUGAUUAUGGAAGAUUCGGACAAGAUAUCAACGCUCUACGCGAUUGCGGGCAGCGCCUUUGGUGCUGCAGGGCAAAGAUGUAUGGCUUUGAGCUUGGUAGUAUUUGUGGGAUCAGCCAAAGAAUGGCUCCAGGAUCUUGUGGAAAUUGCAAAGUCUCUAGUAGUCGGCUGCGGCACUAAUCCGGAAGUUGGGAUGGGGCCUCUUAUAAGCGCAUCUGCAAAGGAGAGGGUUAUUAGCAUCAUUAACAGCGCGGAACAAGAAGGCGCCAGAGUAGUCUUGGACGGGAGAUACUGCUCCGUGGACGGAUAUCCUGAUGGUAACUUUGUGGGCCCGACCAUCUUGACCAACGUCAAGACGUAUAUGCAAUGUUAUCAGGAAGAAAUCUUUGGACCUGUUCUUAUAUGUCUCGAGGUUGAGACCUUAGAUGAGGCCAUUGAUGUCAUUAACGAAAAUCGAUAUGGUAAUGGGUGUACAUUGUUCACGUCAAACCCAAGAACUGCCCAAACCUUCCAGCAGGAAGUCAACAUCGGCCAGAUCGGCAUCAACGUUCCGGUUUUGGCUCCAUCAGGCCCAUUGCCUAGAACCAGUAAUAAAGAUUCAUUUAUCGGUGAUAUAAGUGGACAGGGUCGAUCAUGGCAAUUCUUCACUAUGACGAAGACAGUAACAACAUUGUGGCGAUAGCUACUUUUACUACAACCAAUAAAAGCUGC